CUUUCUUCCUAUUGUGGCAGUCAACGUCGCCCUCUGAUGAUGAUAAUGAUAACGAUCCUGGAUAUGUUUGCCCUAAAGUUACUGGUGACAAUGAUUGACGAUGGCAUUUUCUACUAUGUAGGAUCAACGUCCGCCACUGUAGAUCGAUAUUCUCUGCUCCAUUUUAUGUCUACACAGCCAAAAAGUUCCCCGGGAUGGAAGAGUCUACUCCCCUCUCCUGCUCCUUAGCAGACCAAGGGAUAAAAAUACGCAUUCGCAAAGACAUCCGUGUUCGAAAACGACCUGUUGCAGCCUUAUUGGAUCCCCAACCAAUGUCUGGUAGGGGUAACAACGCCAACGUGUCCAAUGCGUUGGCUGCUAGUCAACAUACUUUUGGUGCUCAAGGUCAAUAUAACAGUACACCUGGCGUUACUGCCAGUCACUUCAAUGGAUCGUCGUCAGCAAUUACAUCGGCUCCGGGGCUCAAUGACAUGGGUUAUCUCACUCAUCCUCCUUCUCAGCUACAGCAGCAUACUUAUGCAUCGUUCCCGCUUCCGCAUCCACCUCAAACACCUUACCAGCAACAGUAUAAUCCCCUUGCACCUCCACCAGGGAGCAUACCUGCUAGCGGACCCUUGCAGCCGUUGCCGCCAGAAGCUCAGCCCGCAUGGCCUGGUUCCAGGAUUGUUGGAACCAGUACUACCGGUGUUAUUGAGGCUCCCAGUAGUGUUGGAGGUCGAAGGAGUGAGAGCCCGACUGGGACUAGAAGUGAUGAUGACGAUCCGAGGAGCGAUCUUGCCCGUCCUUCUGAUCCCGCCACCGUUGGGGGUGAAGACGUCCAUGAAGGGAAUGAGCUUGGAAUGAGGAUGGAUAUCGAUGAUCCGCUCCGCAAUAAUGAGAAUGCCAGUGAUAAUGAUGAGGAACUAGACGAAGGUCGGCCAAGUUCGUCCUCCGGUGGUCGUUUGACUCGUAUUGGACGAAGGCGCAGUGGUAGCACCCGAGAGAGCCCCUCGAAGGACAAAGAUAGGGAAGAAAGACGGAAAAGCAAAGAUUCGCCGAAACUUCGUUCAAAACCUUCGUCUGUAUCCAAUAUUAACUCUUCCUCCACCCGCCGGGAGCUCAAACGCGCUCGGACUGAUAGCUAUCAGCAACCCCAAUAUCACCAGCCUAUAGCUCCUGCCCCGUGGGCCCCUGCGCCUCAUCCUCCUUUUUCGACAUCGACAUCUUCCUCUAUUUCCACCUCCAAUAAUGUUUCGUCUGCCCCUGCGGCAUCUGGAUCGAAUUCGUCCAUAAUAGGAGGCUCUGGUGUCCCGACCACAGUUAUCGAUCCAUCACUCAACGGAGCUUCCAUAGGAGGUCUACCUCCAGGAGUGAGAAUUCCUCCGCCUCCAGGAGCGAUUAUUGCGCCAGGAGCACCAAACAACGUUACUGGUGGUUCACGUAGUUCAACCCCAGUUCCCUUGGGAGUGAAUUCUUCGAUCGCAAGUGUAAGUCGGAUCGCACCUCCUCCAGGAGCUACGAUUGAGUCAUCAAGCACGAGUUUGACAACGGCCGGAAAGGCCUCUGGCUCGUCUAAUGCUACUAACGCAUCCGGGUCGACUGGUAUCACUCAGAUAGACACAAAUAUUGUGGAUCCACCUGUUCAACGUUCAGGAUCGCCUGGAGGUCCAAGUGCUAGUUCUUCAUACCACCAUCAACAAUUGCCCUUCGAACAAUCGCACGCACAACCUCCUAUGUCGGGACCACCUCCACCAGCUUAUAGUGUACAAGUUCAGCCACCUCAGUUGGCACCCUUGCAUCAAGGAAAUUCAUCCCAAUAUCCUUCUCACAUAUCACAUCCCUCGCAGCAACAAACAGCGCCUCAUCAGCACCCAUUACCUCUUCCUCUUCCUCAUUCGCAUUCACUCCCCGGCCCAACUCCUUACAGUCCUUAUCGCCAGCCCCCUAUACCAUCGCAUCCACAAUACGGCUAUUCAGCUCCACCCCAUGCUACAUACAAUGCUGUACCACCACCACCACCACCUAUGGCUCCGCCCACACCUCAGGGAUAUGCAGGAUAUCCCGCUUGGGGCGUAAACUCUGGUCAGCAUCAACAGCAUCAGCAGAUCAUUCCCCAGGAGCAAUAUCAGCAGCCAAUGUCAAUGCAACAGCUACAAUAUCAACAGCCAGGGUACGGUUACCCUCUUCCCCCACAUACGCAGGUGCGACCUUACGAUUAUGGACAACCACAACCUCAAACUCAGCACAUGUACACAACUUACGUUCCUCCAUAUGGUUAUUAUGAUGCCGCGCAGCAGCAACCGGUAGGUACACCCUCUCCGAGUGCUAUUACCGCCGCACCUAUAGCUAGUGCUCCGCCUCUGCUUAGACCUGGUCAGCCUGGUCACCAAUCAACGACGCCACCAAAUGGAGCUGGUAGUGGAUACGUCGAUUAUGGAUCAAGCCCGUUCGCUUCCCAGCCGCCUGGACUUCCAAGACCUGGGAGUCCCCGUUCGUUUCAACAAGCUCAACCACAACAAUAUGGGUACCCGAGCCAUCCACCUGGCCCGCCUCAUCAUCCUCAUGCCCAAUAUUCGCAACCUCAUCCUGGUCCUCCAGCUCCGUAUCCCCCACCAUACGGAUAUAUGGCAUACGGCAAUGGAAAUGGGAACGUCAACAGCAAUGGACCAUUACCCACUACUCCUGGUUUCGGAGGAAAUAACGGGGCGCCUGGAACAGAUGUGUGGGGGGGAGGCACUGGAGUACCGCCCUCAUCUGGUGCACCUACCCCUUGGGAUGCAACACCCUCAUUGUCCGUGUAUCCUGGCUCAGCCACUGCCUCUCAGUCCCAUGUUGGCGUUCAGCCAGGAAAUUCAGGAGACCGAAUACAGCUUGCACCGAUGAGACAGCCGAACAGUGGAAGCGAACCUUCCGGGAUGUAUCCAAAUAUCAUACAGCUUCGUAGCAGCAGCCGGUCGUCUAGGGAUGAGGGUAAAGAACGGUCGGGCUCCGGGGAGGGUGUAGCGAAAAUCUCAACUACGGGAAGAGAGAGAGAGAGAGGACGAGACAAGGACAGAGAUGUUAGUCAAAGCGGGAGAGACAGGGAGCGAGAUAAAGAGAGGGAUUCCAGGGACAAUGAAAGAGGACCAAAAAAGAACCCUCUCGCUAUCGGGAAUAUUAUUGAAGGCGGACACUGAAUACGUGUUUUUUCGCGCGAUUUAUAUGCUGUGUUUUUUUUUGACUGUCUCUUGAUUGAUUUAGUUGUGAUGAACUGCUGUUAAUUUGUGUCGUCUUUCGUAUUUUUGCUGUGUACUGUUUAUAUUUAUCACUUUGUAGGUUUUCGUCUUAGAGGAGGUAAUUCACAUUUCUAUAAGUAUUCAAUAGGAAUGAAUUCCAUUUAGGUUUUACCGUACAUCCGU
This is a messenger RNA of Lentinula edodes (shiitake mushroom), 3377 nucleotides long. RefSeq lists its product as uncharacterized. The record is from RefSeq and is a predicted model, not a curated record. Bases 195 to 3155 code for a protein of 986 amino acids. The transcript has 3 exons. NCBI's taxonomy places the organism in Eukaryota, Fungi, Basidiomycota, Agaricomycetes, Agaricales, Omphalotaceae.